Molecule: messenger RNA, 1593 nt
Organism: Exophiala bonariae
Lineage: Eukaryota; Fungi; Ascomycota; Eurotiomycetes; Chaetothyriales; Herpotrichiellaceae
Exons: 6
Coding region: 1-1593 (530 amino acids)
Biological process (GO): carbohydrate transport; transmembrane transport
Cellular component (GO): membrane
Molecular function (GO): carbohydrate:proton symporter activity
Source: RefSeq, a predicted model, not a curated record
AUGAAGGCCAGAGCACGAGAUCAAUGGAAUUGGCGCAACUUUUUGAUGUGCUUUGGUGUUAGCACAGGUAUGAUUGCAUUCUCAUAUCCUGCAUCGAUCAUUGGGACAACGUUGGCUCAGCCAUCGUUUCUUUCCUACAUGGAUCUUUUGAAUGACCAAGGUGUAUGGUCUACCCAAGCUACACCAUUGAUCGGGGCCAUGUCUGGAAUCUUUCAGGCUGGCGGAAUUUUCGGUAUCAUUGCUGCUACUUAUGCCAUGGAGAAAUGGGGUCGCAAGAUUGCCGUUUAUCUUGCCACAGGCAUUGGUUUAUUAGGAGGGGCUUUGGUCUGUGCAUCACAGAACGUUGGAAUGUUCAUUGCGUUCAAAUUUCUGGCCGGGAUGAGUUCAUGGGGAUUUAUCGCCAUCACUCCAGUAUACACUUCCGAACUUGCUCCUCCUGCCCUUCGAGGUCUAUGUGUGGGCAUGAAUGGAGUUGGAAUUGCUCUUGGCUAUUCUUUGGCAACAUAUAUGGGCCUUGCCUUUUUCUACUCAACCAACAUGUCAACUCAGUGGCGAGGACCUUACGGCAUCUCACUCAUCUUUACAGCACUCCCUGCGCUGAUCGUUAUGUUCAUUCCUGAGUCUCCUCGUUGGUUACUUAUGAGCAAUCGCAUCGAUGAUGCUAAACAAGUCGUCAGGAGGCUUCACAAUCUCGCAGACCACGACGAACAUCAUUUUGCUAUCGCCGAAUACUAUCAGAUGCAGAAGCAGAUCGAGUAUGAUCGCACCCUUGACCCCUCUUACUGGCAACUAAUCAAGCGACCUUCUUAUCGUAAGCGAGUUAUCAUGAGUGCUGGAUAUGCAGCGCUCGGUCAAAGCACUGCAAUAUUAGUGAUAAACAACUAUGGGCCCUCGCUCUACAGCGUCCUCGGUUAUGAUACGGAGCAGCAGCUGAAGCUUCAAUGUGGAUGGAUUACGUGUGGAAUCAUUGGGAAUUUGACAGGUGCCUUGAUUAUGGACAAGGUUGGACGAAAGCCUUUGAUGAUCUUUGGUAUCGGCGGCUGCCUCGCAUGCUUGGUUGUCGAAGCGGCGUUGGUCGCUACCUACGCCAAUCCUAUACUUGCCGAGCCGAACAAAGCCGCGCUACGUGCUGCAGUGGCAGCGUUCUAUGUCUUUGUGUUCAUAUAUGGCUGCGGCGUCGAUGUUGCUGGGAUCGUUUUCGAUGCGGAAAUCUACCCCAAUCAUUUGCGACCCAAGGGCUUGGCUUUGACGGUGGCGUCAACAUGCCUCUCAUCCUUGAUCUAUCUUCAAGUCUCUCCCACAGCAUUCGCAAACAUUGGCUGGAAAUUCUACUUGGUCUUCAUUUGCAUCUGUACUGUCGGUCUGGUGUGGAUAAUCAUAGUCUUACCUGAGACCAAAGGUAUACCAUUAGAAGAAGUUGCAGCAUUGUUUGGUGAUCAGGAUGAGGUCAUGGUCUACACCGCCGAUCUCCAACUUGGUGAAGGCAAGAAUGAGUUGGUGGUCAGAGAACAUCAGGAAUUGGAAGACGAGCACGGCCCAGACAAGGAGGCAGUACGUCCUGUUCAUCAGGAGAUUGUGGGGCUCUCGGCGUAG